This is a messenger RNA of Spinacia oleracea (spinach), 879 nucleotides long. RefSeq lists its product as uncharacterized. Bases 1 to 879 code for a protein of 292 amino acids. NCBI's taxonomy places the organism in Eukaryota, Viridiplantae, Streptophyta, Magnoliopsida, Caryophyllales, Amaranthaceae. The transcript has 2 exons. The record is from RefSeq and is a predicted model, not a curated record.
AUGGGAAAACUCAGAACCAACCCCCUUCGCAGAAACAAGAACAAGUGGUGCGAAUUCCACGAUGACUUCGGCCACUACACCGAAGAGUGUAACGCGCUGAAGGAUAACAUUGAGGAUCUCGUCCGCCGAGGAUACCUAAAACAAUACUUGCUAGAUAGAAGAGAGGAAAAGGAAAAAGCCACAAAUGGCAAGCCACAAGAGCAACCCCAGAAAAGGAUCUACGAGGCCACUGGGCAAAAGAAAAAAGACAUCUUAGUGGUGUUCGGGGGGCAAAGGUCCAACCAUGCCAGUAAGAAGCACUUAAGAGAACUCUCCCACCAAGUCAACUUCAGCACCGUAGGGGAGAAGGAGCCCCGUCCUCCGAACAUGACCUUCACUGCUGAUGAUUGCCUCGGAGUCCAAUACAAACAUGAGGAUCCCUUGGUAAUAUCCAUGGAUCUCAACAACCACAAUGUUCAUAGAGUAUUGGUUGAUGGGGGAAGCGUCAUGAGCAUCAUCUUCAGAAACUGCUUCGACCAACUAAUCCUCGGGGAAGGAGAGGAAUCACUGACCAAGGUCAGCUACCCACUGAUCGGAUUCAACGGCUCCGCAACAAUUCCCCGAGGAAAGAUCACCCUACCAGUAACAGUUGGCCAAGGCCAAGCGACAAGAAGCGUCCGAGAAGAAUUCUUGGCGAUGGAUUGCGACUCAGUGUACAACGACAUCCUAGGACGCAUCUUGAUUCACAAAAUGCAAGCAAUGCCAUCCACGUACCAUCAAAUGAUGAUGUAUGUCUCGGACGCAGGCUUCGCCGAACGAGUCAAAGGUGAUCAAGAGGUCGCAAGGGGAACUUGCGACACAACCAUCCGAAAGCCAAGGCUUGGAGACGGUUCUGAAUAG